AUGAACUCCUUGGCCCCAGAGCCACCAAACCCCGACCACCGUGGCCCUAUAUCAAUAGUCUUGGGCACUUUCAACAAUAUGUCAGAUAGAGAGGUUCGAAAGCAAAAGAGACUGGAUGCACGGACUAAAGGACUUCUCGAGGUUUCUGGGGAAGAAGCUGGGGAAGUACAGCUUCGAUGCCGAGUAGGCUUUCUGCAUCGGACUGUUGGCGAGUUCUUGAACAAGAGGGAUAUCAAAGCGAGAUUCAUUGAAUCCGCUGGGCCUAACUUUAGCCCCAAGAUCUCCCUGUGUCACGGGUUUCUUACUGUCACCAAGUUCAUCCCUCCUCCUCUUGACCGCAGUAGUGGUACGGCUCUCGAGGCUGAACCACGCUUAUAUGUCCGAAACAGGCACCGGCUUAGCACAGACGGCGGUGAUUGA
Messenger RNA from Hyaloscypha bicolor E, 420 nucleotides. RefSeq lists its product as uncharacterized. The transcript has a single exon. NCBI's taxonomy places the organism in Eukaryota, Fungi, Ascomycota, Leotiomycetes, Helotiales, Hyaloscyphaceae. The coding region runs from base 1 to 420 and encodes 139 amino acids. The record is from RefSeq and is a predicted model, not a curated record.